AGAUGUGUUCCCCACUCACGAAACCAAGCAAGAGUCGUCAGACGAAGAAUCUGGACUUCCCUCUAGGCAGUCGAGGGGCAAAGACUUGCAUGCUAGGCCGGAGGAACUCGAUGCGAGCAGUUUGAUGGACCCGAGCGAGGCGGGCAAGAAGUUCAGGAAGGCAGAGAAACGUCGUCACCGGCCGCGGAUACAAUAUACGUACCCGCCAUCUCCGACGACGUCUUCAGGACGAAGCUCGCCCGAGAUUCACCACACGCUUCCGUCCCACCAUCACCAUCAUCAUCACCAACGCCCACACGCCUCGAAUCUCGCACAGCGGCUCACGAACCUCAAGGCAGAGCUUGCAGCGCUCGAGGCCGAGCUCGGCGAGGCACAGACGCAAGAGAGCCCGGCCCUCGCGGACGACGACGAUGACGACGAGCCGGUCGACAUCGCAGCGGAAGUAGAGGACACGCCCAAGCCUGUUCUCGAGGAGAACGACGGGCCGCAGAAGGCCGUGCUCAUCAGCGAGGUCAUCGAUGUCAAGGCGCGGUUGGAGAAGAUCGGGAAGCUGAAGGACGGGAAGACAGGCAGGGAAAAGCUCGUUAGUGCGGUGCUCCAGGGCGUUGGGGAGCGAAGCACGUCGGCUGAGGCUGUACCUGGAAAGGACCAGGAGAUCCCUGGGGGUGAAGAGAAGAAGGGAGAAAGUCUUCCGAUGAAGAUGGAAGUGAGGGAUAUCGCUGAGAUGGAUCGUCGUCUUGGAGAGCUGGAACGCGCGGUGGGGGCGUCUAGCACCACCGUAGACGAGACUACACCCCUUCCUCCGCCUUUACUUCCCCUCCUAACCCGCCUCAACACCCAGCUCACCCUCCUCGCUCAACCGCGGCACAUCGACAACAUCUCGCGUCGGCUCAAGCUGCUCCUCUCCGACCUCGACAGACUGUCCGUGAUCAACAACCAGCACAACAACCCGAACGCAGGCGCGCCCCAGCGGCGGGGCACCAGCGGCCACUUCGGGCACAACCAGCAUGGCUUCGCGGGCAUGCCUAGCACGCCGGUAUCGUCUAGCCAUCCCGCGCCCCCGCCGAGCCCGCACCCGCACACGGACGCGCUCGUGCCCAUCCUGAACCGGCUGUCGCCCCUGCUGCCACACAUCCCGCACAUCCUGACGCGCCUCCGCACGCUGUCGACGCUGCACACGAAUGCGGCCGCGUUCCAGGGCACGCUCGAGGCGCUCGAGGAGGAGCAGAAGCGCGUGCGCCGCGCGCUCGAGGAGCUCGAGGGCGCCGUGCAGAGCGUCGAGGGCAGCCUGAAGGAGAACGAGACCGUCGUGAAGGGCAAUGUUGUUGAGGUUGAGCGGAGAGUGGACGAGGUGACGCGCAAAGUCGAGGCGAUGAGCGUCACGGGUCAGUGACGAAUGUUCGGAUUCCCUUCGUACUGCAGGCUGCAUUCGUGAUAUACCCCUUUCAUUUCUGUGUCCUGGCCUUUUUUCCACCUCAAAUGAACUUCGUGUGCUGAC
Messenger RNA from Phanerochaete carnosa HHB-10118-sp, 1498 nucleotides. RefSeq lists its product as uncharacterized. The record is from RefSeq and is a predicted model, not a curated record. Gene Ontology annotation, molecular function: metal ion binding. Gene Ontology annotation, biological process: mitotic spindle organization. The transcript has 4 exons. Gene Ontology annotation, cellular component: dynactin complex; cytoplasm. Bases 125 to 1393 code for a protein of 422 amino acids. Lineage: Eukaryota; Fungi; Basidiomycota; Agaricomycetes; Polyporales; Phanerochaetaceae.